AUGGACAGAUCUGUUAAAGUUGCCAUCAUUGGCGCCGGCGUCUCUGGAUUAAAAGCAGCUGAAACUUUACUUUCAUCUGGUACAAUAAGCAAGGACGACAUAGUUGUACUCGAAGCACAGGACCACUUCGGGGGUCGAAUUCAAAACUCAGACGUAUCUCAGUCGAAACUUGGAAUUCCAUAUGCACUAGGCGCCUUAUGGUUCCAUGAUUCUUUGGUGAACAGUGUGCUACAUGAAUUACUCGAUUCUGGAUUAUUGAAUGAUGAAGAUAUCUACUACGACGACAAAGAUGGACCAACGUAUUCAAGCGAGGGACUAUUGGAUGUGUCAGGAUUGAAAUUGAACAGGGUAAUGGAAGAGGCUAGUCAGUUUUUCGAGUUGUAUUUCAAGGAUAGAUGCUCAGAUGCGUCUUGUGAUGAAGUCGUCAAGGAAUAUGUUAAGCGACAUCUGCGGUUUCUCACGAUAGAGCAACAGCAAUACAUUGGGAGAUUAAUGAGGUAUUAUGAACUUUGGUAUGGAGUGCCGGCAGAGAAGGCGAGUGGGAGGGAAAUCAUUGAUGGCCACAUGGGCAGAAACUUGUUGAACAAAAAGAGCUACUGUUUUCUUCUCGACUUAUUGAAGAAGAAGGUUCCCGAUUCGUGCAUUGCUCUAAACCAGGCAGUGAAAUCCGUGACCCAAUUGCUGGAGUCCGAGAAGAAAAUAGAGUUGGAAACAAAGACAGGUCUAAAAGUCAAAGCUGACUUUGUAAUUGUUACGGUACCUUUGUCCAUUUUGAAAUUGAAGGGAAGCGAAGAGUUUGGAAUCAAUUGGAGCCCACCAUUACCACGCAGCACACAAGAUUUCAUAAACGGUCUAGACUUUGCCGCUUUAGGCAAGGUAGUUCUUGAAUUCGAUAAUGUGUGGUGGGAUAUUAACGAGGAUCACUUUUUGAUAAUUCCAGAUGAAAUUGAUUCUAAUGACCGGUUUAGGGCCGAUGGUACACCGAAGCCGUUUGCGUUUCCUGCAUUGGCUGUCAAUUACUCUAAAAUUUACAAAAAGGGUGGCAGCUUGGUGAUUCUCACGCCGGCUCCAUUAACCAAUUUCUUGGAGUUGAAUCCAGAUCAGUCAUGGAAAUAUUUCAAACCCGUACUAGAAAAGAUUGCGGUAGAGCCGAUUGAAGAUCCUAUAAAUACAAUUACUUCCAAUUGGACACAGAACCCAUACAUCAGGGGAUCUUAUAGUGUAUCACUUGCAAAACGGGGAAAUGAAGAUAACCAUAAGAAUGUGUUGGAGGAGUUACGGAUUGGUAACGACGUUAUCAGGUUUGCUGGUGAACACACUAUUGUCGAAGGUGCUGGUUGCGUACAUGGAGCUUAUGACAGUGGAAUCAGAGAAGCUACCUAUGUUUUGAAUGCAAUGAAAAGUUGA
Messenger RNA from Lodderomyces theae, 1407 nucleotides. It is a transcript of the gene CBP1, whose product is annotated as Cbp1p. Lineage: Eukaryota; Fungi; Ascomycota; Pichiomycetes; Serinales; Debaryomycetaceae. The transcript has a single exon. Gene Ontology annotation, molecular function: oxidoreductase activity. The coding region runs from base 1 to 1407 and encodes 468 amino acids. The record is from RefSeq and is a predicted model, not a curated record.